This is a messenger RNA of Xenopus tropicalis (tropical clawed frog), 663 nucleotides long. RefSeq names its product alpha-ketoglutarate dehydrogenase subunit 4 (gene kgd4). Bases 27 to 371 code for a protein of 114 amino acids. NCBI's taxonomy places the organism in Eukaryota, Metazoa, Chordata, Amphibia, Anura, Pipidae. Gene Ontology annotation, cellular component: mitochondrion. The record is from RefSeq and is a predicted model, not a curated record. Gene Ontology annotation, biological process: 2-oxoglutarate metabolic process. The transcript is spliced from 4 exons.
CGGAAGUACUGUCACAGAUAUUCGCCAUGGGUAGUAAGAUGGCGGCGGCCAGCAGGGUCGUUCAGGUAGGUAUAAGGGUUGUGAAGCCACAUGUGCCAGCGAUUAGAUUUCCUGAUAGAAAGAACAGUCCAAAGCCUAGUGUACAAGAAGCUUUAAAGUCCAUGAUCUACCCCUUUAGUGCUCCCUCAGUUAUACCACAUCAAGGUACAGCUGGUAACCCUUCGCCAGGUGCUCAGAAUACCCCAUCUGUACACAGAGUUCUAAGUAAACUAGACACAACGGAUUUAAUAAAACCACUGCCUCAGAAAUACAGAAGAAAGAUAGUGAGCAAUGAAGAAAUGGAAUAUAUUCAACGUGGGGGUCCUGAAUAAGUCAUCCUGGGCAGGAUUCAAAGUUUGAAGAUUCCUGAGCAAGAUUCAAAGUUUGCAACUGCAUCAUGCCAAGACUCUAAGUUUUAUAAAUAUUUAACAAUGAACAAUUGUAAAGUAGUAGUUGUAAUAUAUAACAAUGGUAGUUCCUUACACAAGUUGGAAGCCAAUAACCUCUGUAGUUUCUUAUAUCUCUGAAAAGGCUUUUUUUUUCUUUAAGAAGUAACUGUAACAAACGUAUUUGCAUUUUGUAAAGCUUAAAAAAAUAUUAAAUGAAUUUGACUAUUUGUCUUAA